Quercus lobata is the source of this 981-nucleotide messenger RNA. RefSeq names its product probably inactive leucine-rich repeat receptor-like protein kinase At5g48380. Gene Ontology annotation, biological process: protein phosphorylation. The transcript has a single exon. The coding region runs from base 1 to 981 and encodes 326 amino acids. The record is from RefSeq and is a predicted model, not a curated record. Lineage: Eukaryota; Viridiplantae; Streptophyta; Magnoliopsida; Fagales; Fagaceae. Gene Ontology annotation, molecular function: ATP binding; protein kinase activity.
AUGAACUUUAUAGAACUCAGUGAGGCAACUAACAAGUUUAGCACAAACAACGCCCUUGGGUUGGGAAAGAUUGGGGUGAUGUACAAAGGAAUGCUUCCAAAUGGUUCACUUCUUGCAGUUAAGAGGUUACAUGGUUGUCAAUCCUUUGAAAAACAAUUCAUAUGUGAGCUAUUGGCACUGGGUACAAUGAGACACAAUAACAUAGUUCCCCUUUUGGGAUUCUGCAGAGACAGGAAGGAAAAGCUUCUAGUGUACCAAUAUAUAUCGAAUGGCAAUCUUUAUGAUUGGCUACAUGUAAGGGAAGGCAAUGAUAAGAUCUUGGAAUGGCCUUUGAGGAUCAAAAUUGCCAUGGGGAUAGCAAGAGGCUUAGCAUGGCUUCACCAUAAGUGCGAUUUUCAAGUAGUCCAUCUUAACUUGAGUUCAAACUGUAUCUUACUUGAUAACAAUUCUGAGCCCAAGAUAUCAAAUUUUGGAGGGGCAAAAAUAUCAACUUUUGAAGGGGCAAUGUUCAUGGAUUCGAAUGAGACUGACUCAAGCAAUAGCUCUUUUGUAGACCAUGGGGUUUGGGAGUUGGGUUUUAUCAAAAAGGAUGUUUAUGACUUUGGAGCUUUGCUUCUUGAGUUAAUUACAGGGAAUGAACUCAUUCAAAUUGAUAAUUAUCCAAACAGUUUGUGUGAGAGUUUGGUUGAUUGGCUUACUCACCUUUUGACAAGUUCUUGUGACAUCUCUAGUGUUAUUGAUAAAUCUUUGAUUGGCCAAGGAUUUGAUGGUGAAGUCUUUCAAAUCCUCAGAAUUGCAUGUACUUGUCUUAAGCCCUCACCUGCUCAAAGGCCAACAAUGCUUGAAUUGUACAAUACAAUAAGUAUUUUGGGGGAGAGAUAUGGCAUCACUAAUGACUCUGAGAUACUGAGACAAUCUGAAAUUGCUACUGCAAGUACGUCAAAUGAAAUUGUUGAGGUAGAAAUUACCUCGACCAAUUGA